Molecule: messenger RNA, 1587 nt
Organism: Trichobilharzia szidati
Lineage: Eukaryota; Metazoa; Platyhelminthes; Trematoda; Strigeidida; Schistosomatidae
Source: the annotation of a GenBank genome assembly
AUGCCAAAUAAUUGUCCAUUUCCAGUUUAUUUUCGUGAUCGAUAUCCUGCCGAUCUAUUCCGUGUCCAUCAGCGUUUAACACGGCCUAAUUGUUCACAGCAUGUCUUUACAGAUUAUUAUUAUAUCAUUAUUAAUUGUAUAAUCCCGUAUACAUCGAUACUCAGCUUUCUCACUGGUAUCCCAUUGAUUGUCCUGCUCAAAUUGAAAGUGAAAGCAACAAAUUAUUAUUUGCACUACUGGGGUAUAUUCAUCCUAUUCAGUCAUAUCACCUAUUUCAUUAUCACAGCAUGUCAAUGGUUAUAUUACCAGAUCAAUUCGAAAUCACUGACCAUUUCAUCCGAUUGGAUGUGUAAGCUGAUGAGUUCCGCGUUCCGUUUCAUCACCUACAUACAAUUUAAUUCGACAAUCUUAAUUAUUAGUCGUGAACUCCUCGUGUACAAUAGACGACUACGUCGAUGGAGUCGUGAAUUCAUUCUGAUGUAUAGUACACCGUCGAGGUGGAUAUUUUGGUUGAUGCUUAGUCUAAGCAUUCUCCUAUCGAUUCUCCAGACAUUACCAACUUAUUUCAUUAGUCAGUUGAAGUGUGACAAUAACAAGCGUCCUACGAAUAAUACUAAUUGGACAGCGACAACGGAGAGUGAUGUCGUUCUCCACUGUCAGUGUAUCAUACAGCCGAUAUGGUCGAGUAUCUCCGAUGACUACCGCUUUUGGUAUAAAUUACAUCGAAUUGUGUUUUGUGAAGGUGUCCUGCCUAUCGUCUGCUUGAUAUUUCUCUCUCAGAAAUUACUACUGAAACUGAAAAUCCAUUGUCUUAUUGUCCAAGCUAUGCGACAUGAUGUUUCUUCAGGUCAAGGAUUGCAUAACACCCUCCAAGAGGUAUUCAACAAUACACUAAGCGAUAGUAACAAUAACCUGAAGAUUCUCUAUAUUUAUACACUGGCGUUAAUUAUCUCUUCAACGGUGUAUUGUGUCUAUUACACUCUAAUCUAUUAUGUUUAUUCAAUGAAUAUUGAAUAUAAUAUACUGCGUUAUUACCUGGAUAAUAUCCCGACUGGAUUAUUAUUCAUCGAUGGAUUAGCUCUAGUCAUACGAACUAUAUCGUAUAACAUUUUUCUAAUUCUCUGGUACACGUAUAUCCCGGAGAUCAACCUGUUUGGACGCCAUCUAUGGUGUAAACUGGUCAUAGAGAUCUAUGCAACGUGUAGGCUUAUCUUUCGACGAUCCUCGGAUGCCUAUUCUCUACAGUAUGCGUCGAAAUCACAUCCUCAUCAGCAUCAGCAUCAUCAACAACAACAACAACAACUGCAUGCCCAUAGCCGUCAUAGUCAUCGUCAUCGGCAUCUUCGUAGGCGUCAGAGUCGUGGCGGCAGUCGUCCAUUUCCAUAUCUAUUAUCUUCUCUGAAUCAGACAUCUUUUCAAUCGUAUCAAUCGGAUUACUCACCGCCAGGUGAGCGUAAUCUGCCCAAAAAGAUGGAAUAUUAUUAUGCUAAGCUGAUGAAUCGAUCAAGGGAAGGCUUGGAGUCGUUGAAAUCUCGGUCAAAAUUGGCUGGACUACUGAGGCGGAAAUCAUCGAAACAGUUGGAGUGA